AUGAUCAUGAAAGCGGCUAUCUAUCAUCUCCCUGUCGUCGUACGAUGUCGAAUCCUACCAUUCACCGCCUUUUAUUCAAGCAGAAGGAACCUAUCGUCCACCCCAAAGGAUUCUACGACAGUUUACCGAGGAACAUUUUUCGAACAACGUUCGCUCUCCAUUCUUGAAAAACACCUGUCCAUGACAUUGACGCGUGUCGGCGGGAAGGAAGACGGUGGUGUUGACUUAAUUGGAUGGUGGUGGAUCCCUACUGUCGACUCAAACGUCGAAGAAGCCGUCGACUUCUCAGCCUGGAAACGUGUCAGAGUGGUUGCACAGUGCAAAGCCGAAAAGAAAAAGGUCGCGCCAAAGUAUGUGAGGGAAUUGGAGGGUGUGGUGUAUCGACAGAUGUAUCAGUCAAGCCAGGAAUUGAACACCCUUGACGUGGUGAAUAAGCCGACGAUAGUCGCACUUUUCAUUUCAGAAUCCCCUUUCUCGAAAUCUGCUCUCCUACGUGCGAUGUCCUCCACAGUUCCGUUUCUACUGGUGUACAUUCCUCCUUUACCUACGAAUGGUGAAUCAGAUUCAAGUUCGGGAGGGAUUGGGACGGUCGUGUGGAACCCCGCAUUGGGCGGCACCACCGGCUUGCUACAAGGGAGAAUGGAGGUUCGAUGGACACGUAGUACUACAAGUGGUACUGACUUCCCCACAAUGUGGUACGCCGGCCAGCUGGUUCCUUCUCUCAAACCUGGCGUGUAA
Marasmius oreades (fairy-ring Marasmius) is the source of this 738-nucleotide messenger RNA. RefSeq lists its product as uncharacterized. NCBI's taxonomy places the organism in Eukaryota, Fungi, Basidiomycota, Agaricomycetes, Agaricales, Marasmiaceae. Gene Ontology annotation, cellular component: mitochondrion. Bases 1 to 738 code for a protein of 245 amino acids. The record is from RefSeq and is a predicted model, not a curated record. The transcript has a single exon. Gene Ontology annotation, molecular function: nucleic acid binding.